AAACCCCAAAACACAUCAGCCAGCCAGCCAGUUCAGUUCGCUCGCAGCAGCAGCAGUUUCUUCGCAAUCGAAUCGAAAAAUCCGAAAAAAAAGAAAAAAGGCCAACUCAGGAGGAGAGGAAAAAAGUUAAUCAUUUUUGCGAGGCUAGACUGCUGCAGCCGCGAAGAAAGAGAGUGUCGAAAAGUGCACCCGAUAGUGGUGGAAGGAAGAAAUCUGGUCGAAAUUAUCAAAUUAAGAAGAACGGGUGUUUGGAGCUCUUAAUUGCACGGCAGCUCCCCAGAAAACAGGCCAACCCUCUUCGUUCCGUUUUGGGGGAGUGGAGCCAAGGAGGAGAAGAAGCAAGAGUGUUCAAGAGUGGCUACUUUGUUGAAAUUUCCGGAGAAGGAACGACGGGAAAAGUGAAGUGAUCAAGGGCAAAUCUCGUUCUGCGCGAAUUCCGGAGCUCCCCUGCUUGCGUAGUCCAGACACGGUUCACACCCGCGGGACAUCCCCCCGAGAAAGCUGCUGCUGCUCCAACAGGAGGCCUGGAGGCGCGGAGGAGCCGGCGGAGGGUCGGAAAAAAAUGUUGACAGAAUGGCCCACGCGUCCACGAGCAGUUUACUGAGUUCCGGAAUCUCGCGCCGCAACCCGGAGGACGAGUACGAGCUGAUCCACAAGAUCGGCUCCGGCACGUACGGCGAUGUGUACAAGGCCAAGAAGAUCCAAUCGAACGAACUAGCGGCGAUCAAGGUGAUCAAGCUCGAGCCGGGCGAUGACAUCCAGAUCAUCCAGCAGGAGAUCGUGAUGAUGCGGGACUGCCGCCACCCGAACAUCAUCUCGUACUAUGGGUCGUACCUGCGCCACGACAAGCUGUGGAUCUGCAUGGAGUUUUGCGGCGGCGGCAGCCUGCAGGACAUCUACCAGGUAACGGGCCCGCUGACGGAGGUGCAGAUCGCGUACAUGUGCCGCGAGACGCUGCUCGGGUUGUCCUAUCUGCACUCGAUGGGCAAGAUCCACCGCGACAUCAAGGGGGCGAACAUUCUGCUCACGGAGAAGGGCGACGUCAAGCUGGCGGACUUUGGCGUGUCGGCGCAGAUCACGGCGACGAUCAACAAGCGGCGGAGCUUCAUUGGCACUCCUUACUGGAUGGCACCAGAAGUGGCAGCUGUUGAGCGUAAGGGUGGCUACAACCACCUGUGUGAUAUCUGGGCGUGCGGCAUUACGGCAAUCGAACUCGCCGAGCUGCAGCCGCCUAUGUUCGACCUGCACCCGAUGCGGGCGCUCUUCCUGAUGUCCAAGAGUGGCUUCAAGCCGCCCACCCUCAAGGACAAGGAACGCUGGAGCACCAACUUUCACUCCUUUCUGAAGGUGGCGCUCACGAAGAACCCCAAGAAGCGACCGACGGCCGAGCGGUUGCUGCAGCAUGCCUUCUUCCAGUCGGAGAUGUCGGUGCGGUUGGCGAUGGAGCUGCUGCAGAAGUAUCACAGCCCGCACCAGAGCUACUUCUACCACGACGUGGAGGAGGAGGGGGUGAGUUUGGCCGUCGCGAUUGGACCACAAAGAAUUACGAGUAAACUGCAGUCGACUAGUCCGCUGUACAUGUGCAAGCCUUUGAUGGAAAAUGAACGAUCAUCUAGUCCAGAAACUUUACCUAGUGAUAUGAGUCUAUUGCAUUAUAUAGACGAGGAGUUGAAGUUAAGGCGAACGCUCCCGCUGUCGAACAACCCGAACGAGUCGGCGCUGUCGAGUAUCGAAGAGUGCUCCUGCUCGGGCCCCGGCGACGGGUACGAAAACGGGGGCCGGGACGAUUCCACGCUCAGCUAUGCCGACAUUGACAACCUGAACGCUCGCUUCGAGAAGCUGAAUGCGCAGCAAAACGGAUCGAACGAGGAGGAAAGCAAGCGACGGUCGAUGGACCAACUGACGGGAUUGUUCAACGAUCUUGAAAAGUCUUCCAGGCAGCGUAGUUUGAGCGACGGCGACGGUAACAAUGAGAAUGAUACCCAGCCGGACCUGCUGAACAAUACGCCGCCGGUACCGCCGAAGCGUAGUCACCGAAGCCGGCGGCACACCCCGCCUCGACCGGUUUCCAACGGGUUACCACCGACGCCCAAGGUCCUCAUGGGAGCGUGCUUCUCAAAGGUGUUCAACGCGUGUCCGCUGCACAUCCACUGUACCGCUUCGUGGAUCCAUCCGGACACGCGCGACCAGCACCUGAUGAUCGGCGCCGAGGAGGGCAUCUUCAACCUGAACAUGAACGAGCUGCACGACGCCGCGAUCGAGCAGCUGUACCCGCGGCGGACGGUGUGGCUGUACGUGAUCAAGGACAUCCUGAUGUCACUGUCCGGCAAGCAGGGCCAAUCGCAGCUGUACCGGCACGACCUGAUGGCGCUACAUUCCAAGCAGUCGCACCGCUUCUCGCUGCACAUGAAAAAGAUCCCGGAGAAGCUGGUUCCGCGCAAGUUUGCCCUCACGACCAAGGUGCCGGACACCAAGGGGUGCACGCAGUGCUGCGUCACGCGCAAUCCGUAUAACGGGUACAAGUAUCUGUGCGGGUCGCUGUCCAGCGGGAUCUUCCUGAUGCAAUGGUACGACCCGCUCAACAAGUUUAUGCUGCUGAAGCAGUGCGACUGGCCGUCAGGCAACCUGCAGUACCACGGCGUCAACUCGAACGUGUUCGAGAUGAUCAUCACGCCCGAGCUGGAGUACCCGAUCGUGUGCGUGAACGUGCGGCGGGGGCAGAGCGCCAGCCUAAAGCUGGACCUAAUCAACACGAACAACUCAUCGAGUUGGUUCAACACGUCGGCGGAGGAGAUGGACGGCAUGGCGACCGUGAUCAACCGGAGGGACACUCUACGACCAAUUAAAGUGCAUCAGAUCGAGCGGGACGCCAUUCUAGUGUGUUACGAUAACGUCGUACAGAUUGUAGAUAUUAUGGGGGCGCCCAAGCAGAGUAAAAAGUACGUCUCGCGGUUGGAGUUUAGCUUUAACAUUGACAGUAUAGUGUGUCUCACGGACAGUGUGUUGGUGUUUCACAAGAACGGCAUGCAGGGCAGAUCGUUGCGGAACGGCGAGAUUACGCAGGAGAUUACGGACAGCAGCCGGGUGUACGAGCUGAUCAGCAGCGACAACCGCGUGGUCAUGCUGCAGAGUCGCAUCCUGCGGUCUGAACCGGUCGAGGGUCCCAGCGAGGAGGGCCACGAUUUGUACGUGGUGGCCGGUCACGAGGCCAGCUAUUGAGUGUGAGUGUGAUAAAAACAAAAACAACAACAAUAAGCGACGCACUAACUGGAAGCGGAACAAGUAUUGAAAGAAAGAAAGAAAAAAAAAUCGUUGUAGCAUAAAGGAAAUUUAAUUAAUCUAACUAAAAACAAACACACACACACACGGUAGAGAGAGUGGAACGCGAGAAAAAAAAAAAAAAUACAGUGACACGGAUUAAGCGAACAAAUGGGUCGAAACAAAUUUGUAAAGUGUAAGCAUGUGUGCAUCGUGGGAAAGAAUGAGUAUUGAGCAAGUUAUAUUAGAUAUAUUAAAUAUAUCUCUUUAUAAAAACAACUUAUAUAUAACCUAGAUUGAUUGAACCGUAAGAGAAAACAAAUUAAUAGGCAAAAUAAUGCAUUCAAUUUAACUAAAUCCAACGUUCACAAAAGAUUCCUGAACCCUGGAAGAGCUAGGUAUUUAUAAAGUUGUAGUUUUAUUUCAUUCAAAAAUUUGCGUAUGUGUCAGGAUCUAACCCCGCAGGAACGAUAUGAUAGUCCUUGUAUGAUAACGUAAUAUUUUAGCCGGUCAACGUUUCGUUCGAAGGUUUCAGACUAUUUGUUUUUGAGUUAGUUCUCUUGAAAUUUGAAUGUAGUUUUUUCUCUGUACUAAAAAUUUUGCGUACUUUUUUUUUCGUUCAAACUUUCCUUAACGUAAAUCAAGAUUAUUUGGAAGGCUAGCUUUGCAAUCACAAAUCCGUACUAGAAGCAAGCAAGAAUCGAAAUUAUAAUAACAAAAUCGUAAUUCCAGAUUAAACAUAGACACAGAUUGAUAUUUUAAUAUGACUUUUCUUGGAAAAACUAGAACAAAAAAACAUACAACCAAGCAUAAACAAACCGAGAAAUAGAAGGAAAGAAACACUGACAUAUGGAAAACGAUAUAUUUUCUAUCAUUUAACGAUGAACUUUGCUGAAACAUAAACAAAAUCCAUAUUUCUCUCUGUGUCGACAAAUAAAAAUAGCUAAGUCAAACAAAGCAAAAUAAGCAACCUGUAGAAAUCAUGUACGGAACAAAACAUUUAAAAAACAAAACUAUAGCAAUAGACUCGACUAAAUAUGGCAACAAGAACCACUGUGAAGAGAAAAGAAAAAAAAAACUCACCCAUGGCAUUUAUUUUUUGAAGUCAGUUUACAGAAGUGGCGAGUGGCGAGCGCAGCGAUUGGAAAUUUUGCGAGGAAAUCUCUUUUAACGCAAAAUUUCCAAACAAUGCAACUUGCUAAUAUUGCACAGCAAGAGAAGAUUUAAUGAUUCCACAUUUUUUUAACAUUGCAACUGCAUUAUUACCAAGGUUGUUAACUGAUAAAAUUUUCGAUUUUGGUUAUCGAUAACGAUAAAACGUAAUAUUAUUGUCAUCGUCAACGAUGGCGAUUUAGUUAAAUUUGUGUGAUCUGUAACAUAAAUUUUACUAAACAAAUGUUUUUUUUUUUUUGUAUUGUGUAGUAGUCAUUUUUCGACCUCAUUCCUUGGGAGGUGCGUACUACCUUAGGUAUUACUUGAGUAACUCCAAAAUACAAAUAUUGCAUUUUGGCGCUUACGUUAUUUUGCAUACAUUGUUACGGCAGCCUUUUGCUUGUUUAAAAAAAAAUGGUUAUUUAGAAAAUAGUUACUGUGUUUUGGUAAACAUUGCAGCGCUUUGUAAUAAAUCAAGACGAAUUUCGAGAAAAAAACACAGAUUUCAAACAAAAACACAGUUUUCAAACAAAUCAAAUCAACCAAACAACAAAGUUUGAGCUGUUUAGCAGAAUGCAUUACUGUGAAUACAAAGAGAAUAAUUGUUCCUUUUAAAUCCGCUAUAUAUUUUAAUAUCUUGGCAGAUACGUAUUUCGUUUACUAUUUGCCGACUUCAUCAGUGUUCUGUUCUCAUUGUUCUGUUCGUCUCUUGGUAUUCACAAAACAAUCAGAAUUUUGGAUCACAAAGCAGUGCUUACGCAAUUUAGACUUUUUUGUGAUAGGUGACAGAACACCCCAAUCAUCUUCACCACAACAACCUAAUUUUGACAUUCUGCUCUCGUUCGUUUCACACACGUUCGUCUCUCAUACAGUCAUUGACCUCCUUCUAGAAAUACAUUCGCUUAUAGAACGGUCGUUUGACAUUCAACCGAGAUUCAGAUCAUCUCUCCCCUGAUCGCAUUCAAAUGACUUCUGUCACCACGCAGCAAACACAAGGAAGAGAGAGACGAAAAACGAGAGAAAGAGCACGUUGUCUCCUUCGGGCGACUGCUUGAGUGGUGUUCAUUUUUCGUUCGUUUCGUCUUUGUAUUUACGUCCACCGACCGCUGUGCCAAGCAGUGACGAUCGGGAUAGGCGCUGUACGUGAGCGAUCCAGUUUCUUUUCCGGAAAUGAUCGCUGACAGAAAGUUCCUUUGUAUAUCAAUGAAACGGAUAUGUUGCAUAAUUUUUCUUUUUAGUGUGCUCUAUUUGUUAAAAUUUAGUAUUUUUUAAAGCUAAAAUUACAUCUGUGAAUGUCCUUCUUGACUUACCUUCUAAAGCAAAGAAUAUUGUAAAUAAAUUUUGAUAAGUUUAUAAGUUCAUGAAAAUAUUGCUGUUUACACAAGUUUAUUUUUUUAAGCUCAAUUUUUGUGUAGUUUUCUCGGCUGGAAAAUUGACAUAAUUGACAUGAUUUCAAAGUCCAAAAUCUUACAGAACGUGACGAGGAAUCUCCAGAAAUAAAUGAUUUUCAAAAUGAGCAGCUGUGUUUAAUCGAUAACAAUAAUAACGAUAAUGUAAUCGUUAUCGUCAAAGUCUCCUAAUAAAAUUAUCGUUAGCAACCUUGUAUAUUACACUCCAAAGGUAAUUUCAUAUAAGCUUGUGAUAUGUUCUCGACAUUCUACAAAACAAAAAUUGUUUGUUGACCACACACCUUUUCUCCUGGUCUCCAAUGCACCGAUACAUACCUUGAACGUAAACCCUGUUGAUUCCCUGUUUCAAGCAUUCAGAGCUUUACUGUAUAAAGUCUAAGUCUAUAAGUGAGGUAUAUUCGUUCGUUUUUAAUUGUAAUGUGUUCUAUAAUUCCUGUUUAUAAGCAAACGUAAAGAAAAACAAACAAAAACUCAGUUAAAUGCAAAAUAUUAGAACACUUUUUUCCUAUAGACAAGCGAGAUUGAAACAAUAAUUUACAACAAGGGCAGAAAGAUAUAUCUAAAACGUACCUACUGCAUUGAACUGCGGACGGGUUCUUAAAUUUCCAUAUACACAAAAAACAACACACACAAAAAAGUACUAACGUAAAAGAGAGCGAAAGAAAAAUCUAGUGAAACCUUCUUUCCUCAAAUAGCAGCUCCAGCAAAAAAAAAAUCCACAAAACUUCUCCUUUGAUACCAUUGAGCCCUGUUCCCCGCUGAAAAAAAACCCGAAAAUAAAACAAUCCUAUCCCCCUUAAAUGCCGUUAUUGAAAAACACUACAAAGUUUAAUCGAGAUGCAAUAAUUUUACAAAAAUCAAUAAAACAAAAAUGCGCAAAAUAUAAAGAAAGCAAAUCAUACAAGAGAUAAAAAAAAACAACACACAAAACAAUUGAAACGUGUAUAAUUGCAAAACCAAGUCAGAUGCAGUGGGAGCAGAGCCGCGUCGAGUCAGCAAAAAAGGAGUGAUAGUUAGUGAUGGAAAAGAAUAAAUUGUUUUUGAAACGA
Messenger RNA from Culex quinquefasciatus (southern house mosquito), 6868 nucleotides. It is a transcript of the gene hppy, whose product is annotated as mitogen-activated protein kinase kinase kinase kinase 5. The transcript has 15 exons. The record is from RefSeq and is a predicted model, not a curated record. Gene Ontology annotation, molecular function: ATP binding; MAP kinase kinase kinase kinase activity. The coding region runs from base 574 to 3219 and encodes 881 amino acids. NCBI's taxonomy places the organism in Eukaryota, Metazoa, Arthropoda, Insecta, Diptera, Culicidae. Gene Ontology annotation, biological process: protein phosphorylation.